Tilletiopsis washingtonensis is the source of this 1203-nucleotide messenger RNA. Its product is annotated as oxalate decarboxylase. Gene Ontology annotation, biological process: oxalate metabolic process. The record is from RefSeq and is a predicted model, not a curated record. The transcript has 8 exons. NCBI's taxonomy places the organism in Eukaryota, Fungi, Basidiomycota, Exobasidiomycetes, Entylomatales. The coding region runs from base 1 to 1203 and encodes 400 amino acids.
AUGUGGGCUGAGUUCCACGAGAAGGGCAAACUGCCUCAGCCGAUUCGUGGCAACACGGGAGCGUCGCAGGAGGGGCCGCACAACACGCCGAUCGAUCGUCAGAACCCCGACAUGCUUGCGCCGCCGUCGACGGACCACGGGACCGUGCCCAACGCCGCAUGGCCCUUCGCGCUCUCGCACAAUCGCCUCCAGACGGGCGGCUGGGCGCGCCAGCAGAACGUCAAGGUCCUGCCCGUCGCAACGGAAAUGGCGGCCGUGAACAUGCGCUUGGAAGGUGCCAUUCGAGAGCUCCACUGGCAUCAAAGUGCCGAGUGGGCAUACAUCAUGAAGGGCUCUUUCCGCGUCGGAGCCGUCGACGAGGAGGGCCGCAACCAGAUCGGCGAUCUCGAGCCCGGCGACGUCUGGUAUUUCCCUUCCGGCGUGCCUCACUACAUCCAAGCGCUCUCCAAGGGUGGCGGCGAGUUCCUGCUCGUGUUUGACGACGGCAACUUUAGCGAGGACAGCACUCUGCUUCUGACUGACUUCACGGCUCACAUCCCGCGCGAGGUCGUCGUCAAGAAUUUUCCGGGGCUCACCAACGACGACUUUAACAAGGUGCCAGGAGAGCAGCUCUACAUUUUCCCCAGCAAGGCACCGGGAGACGACGAUGAGCAGGUCGAGAACCCCGCCGGCGAGGUGCCCAGCACCUUCAUUUUCCCGUGGUCCAAGGAGCCCGUCAAGCAGCUCAACGGAGGCACCGUCAAGGUGCUCGAUACGCGAAAGUUUCCAGCGAGCAAGACGAUCUCUGCGGCGCUCGUGACGGUUGAGCCCGGAGCGAUGCGCGAGCUGCACUGGCACCCGCUGUCUGACGAGUGGAACUACUUUCUCACUGGCUCGGCACGCAUCACCGUCUUCGCCGGCGACUCGAACGCGCGCACGUACAACUUCCAGGCCGGCUCGGUGGGCUAUCUGCAGAAGAGCGUGGGCCACUACGUCGAGAACAUCGGCAACGACACGCUCACGUUCCUCGAGGUCUUCAAGUCGCCGCGCUACUCGGACAUCUCGCUGAGCAACUGGCUGGCGCUCACGCCGCCCAAGGUCGUGCAGGCACACCUCGGCUUCUCGGACGCCACGAUGAAGAAGCUCGAGCAGUUCAAGUCCAAGGACCACCAGGUCGUGAAGCGCAGCGGGCCGAUGGUCGCCGGCAAGCGCUCGUGGGCUUGA